CGGCACCUUCGGCCGGAUGUGCCCGGACGAAACAAGGGUCCGGCGCCGAAUUAUGUUUCAUUUCCCAACCAGGCUCCCUCUUCAACAUUCUUGCGCCAAAAGCUAGAAGCCAUUGACACAGAAAAACACCAUAAUCUUGCCCCAAUUGCUUGCUUGUAUUAUAUCACCCGUUGCUUGACUCGUUCUCGUUCACAAAAUGGCACAAAAAGCAGCUCGCGACUGGAUAUACCUGGUCAUAAUCUCACUCCAACUCAUCGGCAUGAUCUGUCUCGAAUUCACCGAAUUCUACCCUGAUUCAAUCUAUUCUGCACCCAAUGCCCCUCUCCACUUUCUAGUCAACGUCAAAGAGCAGUACCUCUCCUUCUCAGGAGAUCCCUUCUUUGGGGACAAGUUCCACGGAGCCUGGUUCCGCAGCAUGUUCUUCAUUGAGAUAUUUGUCCAGUUCCCUCUCGCCAUUUACAUCGUGAGGAACCUCGCUGCGAAAAAGCCUUCAUCUGGACCUGCUGAGCUCGCUGGGCUGGCGUAUGGUUGCUUGACGGCUAUGAGCUCUGUAGCUUGUGUUGCUGAGCUGUUGGAGAUGGGGCCUGAGUUGGUGAGCGAGGAGCAUAAGAGGAACUUGGUCUGGGGGACGUACUUCCCUUAUGCGCUUAUUCCUGGCGCUAUGGCUGUUGAUAUGUACGCACGACUGUUGCGCCGUGUGAGCACUGAUACCAAGCCCAAGACACAGUAGAGAACACAAUCACGAAACGGCACUUUUAUGACAGAUAGUCAAUGUGGACUGUUGCCUCUGGCUUUUCCCAUUACUGUUCUACAUUGCAAGAAUCCCACAUCCAUCCCUGACUCCAUAAAUGCACUGUACAUAUGAACCUGGACUUCAGUCCAUUCUCUUAUUCUG
This is a messenger RNA of Fusarium verticillioides 7600, 895 nucleotides long. RefSeq lists its product as hypothetical. NCBI's taxonomy places the organism in Eukaryota, Fungi, Ascomycota, Sordariomycetes, Hypocreales, Nectriaceae. Gene Ontology annotation, cellular component: endoplasmic reticulum. The record is from RefSeq and is a predicted model, not a curated record. The transcript is spliced from 3 exons. Bases 197 to 730 code for a protein of 177 amino acids.